GGGGCUCGAGGGGCGGCGGGAGGGACGCGGGGACUCGCGGACGGCGGCCAGCAGCCUGCUCCGCCCCGCCCCGGACCGCCCUGCCUCCCUGGUUGACUUCCUUCCGGGACGGCGAACGCCACUCCCCCGGUUAGCUACCCACUCUGCGACCCCUGCGUCCCCCGCCUGGCUCAGCCCUCGCGGCUGCCUGGGGUCCGGCUUGGCUUUCUGCCCUAGACUUGCGGUUACGAGCCUACGCCCCGCCCCCGUCUGUGGCCGCCUCCUCCGCGGGCCCUGCCCCGAGGUGUCCAGACAAUCAUUUAUUCCCUCGACAGACAUUAAUAGAGUGGCAGACCCGGGCAUCCUUCCCCUGGGCUCACCGUCUGAUGGCGAGGGAGCACAGAAUGAGAUAAACAGAUCGGUAGAAUUCUAGCUACACAGGAACAAGUUAGAGGCCGGCAUGGUUUGCAACUGGACCCUGACCCAGACCAGGAAGGCAGCCUGCAUCAUGUGGUUGCUAACUGCUCUUCAUUUACCUAUUGAUGCCUCCCAAAAAGAGACGCAGACAGUCCCAGAAAGCCCCGCUGCUGUUCCACCAACAGCCACUGGAGGGCCCCAAACACCAUUAUGAGUCUCGCCAGCAGCCCAUUACCCACACUGUACAGGUGCCCUGCAAGCCCAUUGAUCAGAGCGCCAUCACUUCCUGGGUAUUACCUCAGUUUGAUACAACAGCAGAAAGCCGGUUUCCAAUACACCGGAAACAUCCCCGAGACCGGGCAAGACAUCCAACUCGGAGAUCUACCUGCAAAUUUCCACGUCUAAUCUUUGAGAGUCCACAGUCUUCCAAUUCAGAGACAUUGUUGUUAUCCAACAGAGAGCAGCCCCAGAACUCAGAAAAGGACACACCCAGAAGGCCUUUAGUGCCAUUGUUCAGUCCCCAGAGCGGUGGGGAACUGUCAGUGCAUGUACCUCAAAGCUUACCUCAUGUGUUCAUGCCCCCUGAUAUCCAGACCCCGGAGUCUUCUGUAAGAGAAGAGCCCAUUUCUCCAGACCAGAAGGAAAACAGUCUUCCAAGCUCCAUCCUUGGCCCUAGGACUCCCAGCAGUCCAGAGCCAGGGCCUGUUCUGGUCAAGGACACCCCUGAGGAGAAGUACGGGAUUAAGGUCACGUGGAGACGCAGAAGGCACCUGUUUACCUACCUUAAAGAGAGGGGGAAGUUGGAUAAAAGCCAGUUCCUUGUGAAGACCUGACUGGACUGCACAGACUUCAGUUCAUCCCAAAGCUGCUGUGGGGAGGUUUCUCAAGUCACUUUUGGUUUGAAAGGAUGAAAUGGAAGGAACAUCAGUAGGAAGAGACUUAGCCAGAGGCCUAGAGUUGGAAUCCAGCUUCUAGAUUUGCUUUUUAAGCCACCUUGCAUCAGGAAUAGUUGGAUUUAGUGUCAUGAACUGUUGGUAUUUUUCUCACAUUAGCUGUUUAAGCCUCUGAAGUAUCUUGUACUGUUUACAAUGUUUGUAAAUAAAUGGCUGCCCUGAGUUUUUAGAGAA
Messenger RNA from Grammomys surdaster, 1523 nucleotides. RefSeq names its product RAD9-HUS1-RAD1 interacting nuclear orphan 1 (gene Rhno1). The coding region runs from base 522 to 1229 and encodes 235 amino acids. Gene Ontology annotation, cellular component: nucleus; chromosome. The transcript is spliced from 3 exons. Gene Ontology annotation, biological process: recombinational repair; cellular response to ionizing radiation; DNA damage checkpoint signaling. The record is from RefSeq and is a predicted model, not a curated record. NCBI's taxonomy places the organism in Eukaryota, Metazoa, Chordata, Mammalia, Rodentia, Muridae.